Musca domestica (house fly) is the source of this 1386-nucleotide messenger RNA. RefSeq lists its product as uncharacterized. Lineage: Eukaryota; Metazoa; Arthropoda; Insecta; Diptera; Muscidae. Bases 19 to 1386 code for a protein of 455 amino acids. The transcript has a single exon. The record is from RefSeq and is a predicted model, not a curated record.
UAAGAAAAGGACAAUAUUAUGAACUACCAUAAGGAAACACCAUCGUCACAAACAAAGGAUUCAUUAACAGAAAAACUAAAAAUGGCACCUUUCUCCAAGGAUACAACAACAAUCAGCCAGGAGGUGUGCGAAACAGAAUGGCCAUCAGAAGAUACGGCUACUACACCUAUUGUGCCUUCAGGAGAUCCUGAUUUAUGUAAGACUGAAAUCCCAACCAUGUCGUCAACUUCAUCCACCAGCGGAAACAGUCCAAAGCAAAGACAAGAACCCGAUUUUGUAAAACUUAAUACAGCCGAGAAACGUCGUUUCAAGAAAGCCUUGUCGGAAGGACUCUCACGAAAAGAAGCUUUGGAAAGGGCCAAAAAGCCAACAGAACGGAGAAUUCCCUUAAAACGAAACCCAAUGCCCGAAACUCAUUCAGGAGAAAUAACAAAGAGAUCCCGCCUUGAGCAGCCCUGCUCUAUAAAUAUGGGUAUAAUACCCUUGGAUUUAUAUGAAAAUCCCCUCACCACCCAAGAUUUGGAGAGGCUUCAAGAGGCCAUAAUAGAUGCGACCAUUGAAACGGGUUGUGCAGUGAAACCCCAAUUCGAGGGAUGUUAUCCACGCCGUGGCUGGCUUAUGGUCAGCUGUAGUAAUUCCAAUACUGCUAAGUGGCUGCAGGAGAAUGUCGACAUAAUCAAAAGAAAAUCCGCUUUGGAUUUACGUAUCAUUGAAGAAUUGGAAUUCCCUUAUACCUAUUAUGUUCAUGGAAAAUUUCCCAAUAGCCAAGGGCUAGCCAAUGAUAAAAUCCUGGGCACCAUUGAGGCCCAAAAUCAGCUAAAAGCCUCGAUGUGGAGAGUUUUGCAAAGAAAAUGGUCGGAGGGUUCAAAUGUGGAACUUUCACUUGCCGUCGAUAGGAAAUCAUGGGAACAAUUGAAGCAGACCAAAGGUUACAUUGCCUAUAGAUUUGGUCACAUCUAUUUAAGACUGCAGCAGGGAUAUGAAAAGGAGGGCAGAGAAGAAACAAGCUUUUCGAAAUCUAGUCGGGAGGGGUUAUCAGAUCUACCCUCCACUAGUAAAGAAGCAAGAUCCCGAAAUUUCUUCAGUAGCUCCUUCAAUCCAUUCCAACACCCAAAUCCCAUGGCAUCAGUAACUCAUGGCCAUAGUUCUCCCAACAUAACAAUACCACCACCUCCUCCUGUCCCAACUUUUUCCCAAUAUCGUCACAAUUUAUCAUGGCAAGGGGAUACCUUCCAGAGAUUCUCCUCCAACGAACCAAGCCAAAAUUUCCCUUCAGAAGAGCUUUCCCGCGGACCAUUUUCAAAUGAACAGUCCAGGAGAUCCUCUACAAAUAUUACCUAUCCCCGCCUACCCUACAAUCGUCGUGGUGACAAUUCACCCAGAUAG